Molecule: messenger RNA, 1940 nt
Organism: Symsagittifera roscoffensis
Lineage: Eukaryota; Metazoa; Xenacoelomorpha; Acoela; Convolutidae
Product: cytoplasmic dynein 2 intermediate chain 2-like
Exons: 14
Coding region: 99-1781 (560 amino acids)
Biological process (GO): intraciliary transport
Cellular component (GO): cytoplasmic dynein complex; ciliary plasm
Molecular function (GO): dynein light chain binding; dynein heavy chain binding
Source: RefSeq, a predicted model, not a curated record
CUUAUUAAAUAGUGAUUGAUAUGUGAAAAUACUCAUACGUGGUAUAGGUUUUGCUGCAGUAAUUUCCACUCUUAAUUACCUUUACAUACUCUAUCGGAAUGAAUCUGCAAUUUUCUGAUCACUCGCUAGAAGGGGCGGACGUGGUCAGUUAUGAUGCUAAGGAGCAUGAACAGAAGUAUGUGAGGGACUGUCUCAUCCAGACCGAGCCCAGAGUAUUCGCAUCCAGGGCAACCCAGAUCAUAAGAAGGAAGGAAAUUCAGAUUCAGACGAAUGACGACAGCCGUGACCUUGACCCAGAUCUGGUGCCACUCAACCAUCCAAGUAUGCUGAAGUUCUUGACUUCGGUCGAAGAUUCGAUAUUUGAAGCUCUAGAAGAGAACUUGACCUCUUACCAUUUUGCAGGCUACGAAGUCGACUGGAGUGAGGAUCAGGAAAGUGAAGUGACCUGUGUGAACACAUUCUACGCCAGUGAGUCAAUACUGAACACACAUUUGAGCUCAUCGCAAAGCAACGCCAACACAGACGAAAGUAAUACUGAGUCUUCUCAAUUCUACCAAUCAAAAACAAGUCAUGGAGAUGAGGAUGAUCUUAGCACAAGUUCGGCAGUGAUGUUUGAGAACUCAAUUGUGUCCUCUAUUUCGUGGAACUGUCAAGGAAGUCUGUUUGCGGCCUCAUUGGCCAACACGGAACACGAAGACUGGUGUGUUCACAAGUCUGCGAUUGUUCUGUGGAAUAUCGGGAGGACGAAAGUGGAUGCGAAGAAACCACACAAUACCAUCGAGUGCUCUGGAUGUGUGACGGAUAUUUGUUUCCACCCCUCCAACCCGGCACUGUUGGGAGCUGGCUCAUUUAAUGGGGAAGUUUUUGUGCUGGAUCUGAGCAGAGACGAGUCUAGUCAACUGGUGGCCAGUGUGGCCUCUCUUCACACUGAACCCAUCUGUACAGUCCACUGGAUCAGGGAUCCAGAGUCAAAUACACUACAUGCUCCAUAUAUGCUGGUGACUUCGGGACAAGACGGCAAGAUUCUAAUGUGUUCUUUGAACGAAAUCAGCAGACAACUCACACUAGUAUCGGGACAAGUUCUGCUGUCGGAGAGCAUGUCCAGAUCCAGCAGCAGUCGAAGUGCAAUUUCUGAUGCUGUUUUGGGAGUGUCAGUGAUGUGCAGUUUCUCGCUGGAUCCGACCUCGUUUGUACUGGGAAGCGAGACAGGGGGAGUGUUCAAGUGCUCAUUCAACCACACACCCAACAGCCGAAUAGUUCACAGUAUAACCCAGCAAGACGUCCAAUUCAGUUCUGCAGCCCAGCUGGGCUUAGAGAGCCACUUGGGUCCGGUGACUUGGAUCUCAGCCAGUCCCUUCCACUGGAAGAUCAUUCUCACUGCGUCCGCAGACUGCACUAUUCGACUGUACAACACUCUUCAGGUUGAAGCGUGUCUGGUAAUUAGAACAAGCGAGCCAAUUAGUUGUCUGGACUGGUCUCCGGUUCGCCCAAUGGUGUUCGCUGCAGUCACCACCCACAACCACCUGCUCCUAUUCGACCUCCUCAGCAGUCGUAGCUCCCCCACUCAUCAGGUGUCAAUGCACCCCAAGGCCAGAACUGCCACUUCAAACUUCGGAUCUGUUGUGAAAUUCAACCCCAAAAGAUCUGACCUAGCAAUAACAGGCGAUUCUCUCGGUCAGAUCAAACUAUGGUCUAUUCCACACCUAUUGACCAAGACAAGCGAGUCAAAUGAACUAGAACUUCUUGAGAAGAUUUGCUCCAUUGACAACAGCAUCCACUGAAUGGAACACAAGACGGAACAAUGUUCUCUGUUUAUAUCGAUCAUUUAAAUUGAAUGAAAAUGUAUAUGAAAACCAGUGUAAAUUGUUAACUAAUGUAAAAAUGUAUGAUAAAAUUGAUAGAGAUUCAUACUUUUUAAAUAUUAAUUUCUUCAAUUUGAA